AUGUGCUCUGGUGUUCUUUCUGUAUGUUAUUUCCCUUGUGAGAAGGUCAGAAAACUCAUCUUCAGCAGCGGCCUCCUCAAGAUCUUAGCCCUAAGUUGGCACGGCCUCGUCUUUCUCUUCCCCGUCCUCGACGCUCACCUGGAGCCCUUGUUUCUUUCGUACGACACAUCCAUAUUCCCGCAUUGGUCGACUCACGGCGUGAUCCCUGUACCCUGUCACUCCCACAAUGACUACUGGCGUCGCGUACCGCUACAAUCCGCUCUCGCCGCUGGUUGUAUCAGUGUCGAGACUGAUGUCUGGCUGUCCGACGAUGAACUAUUGGUCGGCCAUACCCAGUACACGCUCUCGUCAGAGCAGACUUUGCGCAAACUGUAUCUCGAGCCACUAAGGCGGAUGCUCUACAAACACAAUGCGAUGGCCGAAAAUGUUACCCGGAGUACGAGUACCGAUGACAUCGCGGGUGUGUUUACAACGGAUCCUGCCCAGACCCUCUUGCUUCUGGUCGAUGUCAAAGACAAUGGCGAGAAGACCUGGUCUCAUCUGGUAAAGCAGCUAGAACCGUUGCGACAAGACGGGUUUCUUAGCUAUGUAAAUGGCUCAGACCUGAUUCAGCGGCCUAUCACUGUUGUCGUAACGGGCAACGCAUCAUUCAACCAUGUUUUAGAGAACACUCCGAGAGAUGUCUUCUAUGAUGCUCCCCUCGAUGAGUUGAGCACUGCACUGGAUUCUCCACCAGCUCAAUCGAGUGCAGCUUCUCGCUCCAAAAUCGCCCCCGGGGUUCCUUACACCCCUCUCAACAGUUACUACGCCUCAGCGGACUUCCGCGAAACAAUAGGCUCCGUCGCGCUCAAUCGUUUCUCACAAGGCCAGCUCGUGCGACUCCGCAGGCAGGUGAAGGCGGCGCACGACCUUGGACUGAAGGUACGGUACUGGGGCACGCCUAACUGGCCUCGUGGCCUGCGGAAUCACGUUUGGCAAGUCCUUGUGCAGGAGGGCGUCGAUGUGAUUAGUACGGAUGAUCUCAAGGAUGCUACCAGUCAGGAUUGGAGGAAGCAUCGUGGAUGGUGGGGUUGA
Molecule: messenger RNA, 1074 nt
Organism: Penicillium lagena
Lineage: Eukaryota; Fungi; Ascomycota; Eurotiomycetes; Eurotiales; Aspergillaceae
Exons: 1
Coding region: 1-1074 (357 amino acids)
Biological process (GO): lipid metabolic process
Molecular function (GO): phosphoric diester hydrolase activity
Source: RefSeq, a predicted model, not a curated record